This is a messenger RNA of Anopheles coluzzii, 1044 nucleotides long. Its product is annotated as larval cuticle protein A2B-like. The record is from RefSeq and is a predicted model, not a curated record. Gene Ontology annotation, cellular component: extracellular matrix. Bases 247 to 645 code for a protein of 132 amino acids. Lineage: Eukaryota; Metazoa; Arthropoda; Insecta; Diptera; Culicidae. The transcript has 2 exons.
UUGCCUAAUUUUUUCUUCUUUCUACUCCCAAUCCUUUCACUUCAACUAGAGCGGUCCGGUUCAACCGGUUGGUGCAUUUGGCAUGCCGUAGACCCUGCUGAAUUUUGGUAACUUUUCUUUUUAGCAGUAUUCCCGUAUCAUGAUCAAUACAUUUCCUUUCGCUAUAUAAUGACAGUUUACCCACAUUGUCGGCAUCAGUGACCAUUUGUUCGCCCCAUACACAACACCUCACAAGUAUUUUGCAACAUGUAUUCCAAGAUCAUUGUUGUUCUGGCCCUUGUCGCCGCCGUCAGUGCUCAAAGCCACUACGGACAUCAACAACACUACCAGCCCCAGCACUACCAUCACGAAGAGGAGCAUCACGGACCAGUGCACUACGAAUAUAACUACGAUGUGCAUGAUGACCAUACCGGUGAUGUUCACGGCCAGAAGGAGGCUCGUAAGGACGACUCUACUCAGGGCGAGUACUACCUGAUCGAUGCCGACGGUCACAAGCGUACCGUCACGUACCACGUUGAGGGUAAGAGCGGAUUCAUCGCGGACGUGCACCGUGAGCCGAUCAAGGGAUACCAGGCACCGCAGCCACAGCACCACCAAUAUCAGCCGCAAUACCAUCAUCAGGCUCCGGCUCACCACAAAUACUAGUUUAAAACUGUGUAUAGUAUAGCCCUGUAAAUCGAAUUUAAAGCUAUGAUAAAAUGUUUUAUAAGUGAUAAAUCUAAUCAAAUUUGUGUUGGGCCCUAGAUAUAUCUCAUCCAUUACUCCAUAACUUCGUUAUCUGAUGCGUUGAGUUUGAAUGUGGUUGAUUUUCUCUGCGUUAGACGACGCAAUAUAAGAUUCCCAUGUCAUAGAACUGCUGGGUGAUGCACUGUAGGACCGUAGACAUACAUGUACUCGUUUACUGUUGUGCUCUUCGUCCAGCAACACGUGAGAAAUGUUUUUGCGGAUGUUUGUAUUAUUGUAUGCAUGCGCAGCUGAUACUGUAGUGCUGCAAACCAAAGGUGCUUUCAUGAAUUACACCUGUUUCCAGGUACGAUCGAAUUU